This is a messenger RNA of Malassezia pachydermatis, 7302 nucleotides long. Its product is annotated as neurofibromin. The record is from RefSeq and is a predicted model, not a curated record. The coding region runs from base 1 to 7302 and encodes 2433 amino acids. NCBI's taxonomy places the organism in Eukaryota, Fungi, Basidiomycota, Malasseziomycetes, Malasseziales, Malasseziaceae. Gene Ontology annotation, biological process: regulation of GTPase activity. The transcript has a single exon.
AUGCCGGCCAACGCAUCUAAGCAGGUACCAGCUGCUCUGGACGUCGUAGAUGAUCCGGGUGCCCCGCCUACCGUGACAAAACCAGCGGGGUCAAAAUGGCCGCCUAGUGAUCCCUUUCAACGUACCUGGUCCACCGCUGUCCCGAGUGCCGCGCGAUGUGUGCGUGUAAGUAUUGCAAAUACGGGGCAGCCAUGGAUGCCUGAUCAUACGUGCCUCGUUGCACUGAAUGCCUUGCACGAUGCGAUGCUUUCUCAUCGCGACACGGUGUUAGAGGAGCUGGCUGACGCCGUUGCAUCCAUUGAGCUGCCUGCGACGCUUGACAUGCCAGCUGCAUCGAUCUCUCUCUACCGAUGCUUGUGUUUGCUUCGUGUGAUUACUUCAUGCUUGUUUUACGAAUGGAAGCAUCACCAAUCGGAUGAGACGCUUCGGCAGCGCCAGUCGGGUCUAUGGAGCGAUCCAGCGCCAUUGCAUGAGGCGCUUGUGCAGCGUUUACUGACACCCCUUCUCUCUCACAUGGAGCACCUGAAUACGUACGAACGUGCAUGGCUGAUGCAUCGGCACUUGCAGAAUCGACAAGCCCUGUCGCCAGAAACCGACCGAGGGCGUACGUUGCCGUUCCGGCAUCGCGAGGGUACAGAGGCAUCGCUGCGCGAGCGUGAAUGUGAUACAUUGUUUGCACAAAAGGAUGCGCACAAAGGUGUAUAUGUGGCCACGGCGAGUGCUCAUGCUUACUUUGUGCUGUACCCUGCCUUUCCUGCGCACUACACGGCGUUCUCUGCAGCAUCGCAGGGUAUGUCCAUGCACCCUACGCUCUGGAAUACACCUGCUGAUGCACUGGAUGCGACGCCACGUACAAUUUCAGCCCAUGUGUACCGUGCUGUGUCGCAUGCGCUGUUGUACAUCAGCGCUGCCAACUGGGACGCCACCAUGCGGCUCCUCGGUCCUCUCUCGGCCAUGCGGACAGAGGGCCGCGCAUUUGAGUGCUUGCACUGGACUUGGUCACGCCUGGUUCCUCUGCUCCAAGAGGUCAUCCGCGAUGUAGGCUCUGUCUCACGUCAGGCGCUGUGUUUUAUGGGCGUGAGCCUGCGACGCAUUGUGCAUGUAUGGCUGCACUACCAUACGGAAGAACGACGCACGCUGCCCCCGAAUGUCGCUGUGGAUGCGAUUCUCCCGACGUUUCACGCGCUGCAUACGCUGGCAGAAGGGCCGUACCGACGUCCGCAACUCUGGCCCACGCUGGCUGCGUUGGUAGCCGUAGCGCCGCCGCUUUUUUCCACGCCACGAGCUCGGCGUGAGCAGCAAACCAAGAUGCUAUCGUGGCUCGAUACGCUCUUGCAUCAUGUCCAGCAUGCGCGCCUCGGUGUUUCGGCCACGUACGCACUGGUGCUGGUCCACGAUAUGGCUUCGUAUGGCCGCGUGGUUAUGCCCGCCCCCUACUCGCAGACACUGCUGCAGCGCUGGCAGGAUACGUUAUCUACGCUGACCAUUGAAGACAUUCGUCUGGUAGGCCAAGCUCUGAUUGCUUCAUUCCGUGCUGAUGCGCGUGUAGAUGCCGUGCGUCUCGUGCAGCUCUGCGUGGCGGAGAAGCCGUCGUAUCCAAGUCUGCUUGUGGUGGCGUAUGCCCUUGUGCAGCUGCUGUGUGAGUACCGCGAAGAUCGUCGAUGGAUGGAUGUUUUAUACCCUCGGUGUGCACCCGUGUUGCGCCGCGUCUUGCGCUCGAUUGUGCGUACAUGGCUCACAAGCCAGCACAUGUCGGAGAUGGGCCAUUCGCUCUUGCAUGCGAUUCUCUUUAUUGCUGUGCUGGAUCCCGAUGCGGUGUUUGCGCACAUGCCACCUUCUCGGCCAGGCGAACUAGAUACAUUGCCGCUGCCAUUCUCCGGUCCUGUGCUGGACACAGCGCUGCAGGCGGAUACGCGCGUGUCCUUUGUCUUGGCCUUGGUUUGCAUGCCUGGCAACCUGGCGCAUGUCCAUGCGGCCUCUCUGGCGGCACUGCAGCGCAUUAGUGGCGGCCUGCCAUCGGCGACGGUCUUGUCGCGGUUCGUGUUCAUGCCGCCCUCGCUCCUUACGUCGCGGCAACCACCGUGCGAGAGCUCCAAACGCGUAUUGCGUCUUCUUGCGCCGUACGAUGCGCAGGUCGCAGAGACCGCAUCGCGUCGCGUUAUGCAGGCAGGUUCUCGUGGUGCGCAACUGUACUGGCUCGUCUCGCUGCAGACCGCCGCGACACGCGCCCUGCACUCGCAUGCGCCGAUCCCGACGCUGCCGGCGAUGGCUGCGGUGGUGUUUGGUCUUUGCAUGCCGAACAAGCUGGUCGUUCGCACUGCGCAAGAGACCGCUCGCGUGUUUUCCGAGAGCAUUCAGAUGCCGAUGCCGAUCCCUGUGCUGCUCGAGCGGAUGCCUACGUUGGUCCAAAUUUGCAGUGCGCUGCGUGCGAUCUCGCCGCCCAAUGCCGUCGUGGCCAUGGCAUGGUCAGGAUGGCUGCAGUGGGCGUAUGCGUCUGCGCAAGCGGCGCCGCCGCAAGGGACUGUGCGUCAUGAAGACUUGAUGCAUGUGGCCCAAGUCCUGGUCGCAAGUGCCAAGCUAGGCUUGUACGGCGUGUCGUAUUCAAGCGAUAUGCUCUUAAUUCGCACCGUCUCGCACUUGCUCCUGGGCGCCACCUCUACGCACGACAUCGCCCAUGUAUUGCUGGAGGCUGUACCGACGACUGCUUUGCCGCUCGUUCUCCAGCAAGUGUAUGCUUCGUCCACCGUCCUCGCUUCCAUGUCGACGACCACGGCCUCGUCCAAUGAGCUGAUUGAUACAGCGCUGCGCCUGCUUGAAGUGCUGAUCCCCCGCAUGGAUAUCAUUGAGCUGAGCGAGAACGAUUUGCAUCGCGUUGUGCAGCUGUGUGUACUGUGUAUGCGCCAUGCUCACCGGCCUGCCGCUCGGCGAAUUGUAUGCCGGGCCGUCAUGGUGGUAGCCUUGAGUGAUUGCGAGGCGUUGCAGGUGGUCCAACCUGACCUGCUCGAUGGCAUUCUUCCGUGGGGCCUCCAAGUGCCGCAGCUACGCCGGCACGUCCUCGCGGCCAUUGAGCCCCUUCUUCGUCGGUGGACGCCGCACUUGUCCGAGUGGGCCUUGCGUAUUCAUGAAUCGGCAACGGAAGCGACGAUGCGUCGUACAGCGCGUGUGGUCGACCAGAUUCUGCACAUAGCGUGCUUGGAAAACGACGCCGAUCUUUCCUCGUUUACGCACGAUCCACAUACCAUGGGGCGUACGCACAAUCUUGCGGUCGAGGCCCUGUACCAUGUCCUUCGCCAGAACCUGCCUUUCCUAGCGCGCGAGUUGGUACAGUUGCUGACACGCUCAGAGCCCAUUGCGCGGUACACUGUGAUGCUGGCCAUGGCGCGCGUCGUUUCCUCGCCCUCGUUCACAGCGGCAGUUGAGGCGGCGGUGCCGCCACCGCCCACGACCUCUGAAGUGUUGCUGAGUCACGAUACGCAGUGGCUUGUCGGUGUGCUUGCGCGCAGUACGAUGGCCGAUGUCCCUCUCUGGGAGCAGGCUCUUGCUGGAUUUCUUACGGCCGCGCAAUGGCGUCGUUUGCUUGCCGCUGUGGUGCGUGAGGAAGUGCAGGCGUGCACGUCCGAGAACCUCUUGCUGCGGGCCAAUACCACGACGCUGCGGUUCUUGUCUGUGUACGCACGCCGCAUCGCGUAUGUCCAAGUCCAAGCGGUGGUCCGCGACAUGCUCACGUUCGUUAGCACUUUGCCUGACUCGGCCCUGGAUCUAGAUUGGUCGCUGGACGGCCCUGUACCCAUGUCGGUGCGGCAGCACGACACGGCGAUGCGGCUCAUUGCGGCGCUCACUGCAGCGCUUGUCACGUUUAUUCAUACCAUGCCGAUUGAACUCCAUUGUCUGUGUAUGGACUUGUACUACACGGCGGUGCCACGCUACGGCGAGCUAAGUGCGUCGCGCGCCCUGGGCGUGUUUCUUUGCUUGCGCGUGCUGGGUCCCGCUGUCGCCACCCCAUCGAGUGUCGAAGUGGCUGUGCCCACACCCGGGGCCCAGCGCGCGCUGCGUUUUCUGAACAAGGUGCUGGUGGCCCUGCCGCAAGGCAGGUUCUCAGCGUACCGUGAUGCUGCGUGCACGUCGGUGAACAGUGCCGUGGGCGCUACGACGGCGUUCCUGGAUCGUGUCCUGCGCGUGGCGUCAGAGCGACGUGUGUAUGAGCCACCGCCGACGACGCUUACGUGGUCUGUGCCGCAUAUGUUCCACCACCUACUUCGUGGCCGGUUGGAGCCCCUCGCGCAGGCGGGCGAUGCCAUUGCGACGCAAGUCCUCGCUUCGAUGCCACUGGCCCGCUCGCUCUCUGAGCGUGUGGCCUUGGUCCUUGGUCAGCAAGAUCAAGAACAAGCGUAUACAUCGUUCAUGCAGUCGAUGGCUGCCGAGCCGGACGCCUCGGAGGCGAGCGACAUGUUCUUUGAAGUGCAGGGAGAAACGCAACGUACCUUCCUUGUGCUAUACACCAGUGUGGACAUGAUCCAUAUUGAUAUCCUACGUAUUGCGCGAUACAUGCUAUCGAAAGUAUCGCCCCUUCGUACGCCAUGGACCUUGGUACUGGAUCUGUCUGGCACGUCAGAUCGUCACCUGCUUCAACUGCAGUUCAGUACGCUCAUUGUGACGCUCAUGCCUCGCGAAGCGUUCCGUCAUUUGCAUACCCUCACUGUGCUUCAUGGCUCGUACGCCAUGUUGCAGUAUGGCUGGACGCUCUCUGGCGCGACCACGCAAAGCCCUUUCAUUGCGCGACGCCAAGCGGAAGGUGGUCCGCCCCUGCACAUUGACUGGAUCUCGGGCCCCAGCGAUUACGGCCGGCUAAGUGAUCAUGUGCGUGCUUCUCUGCCCGUGUUCACGCAGCGUUUGCUUGCUGCUCGUCCGACGUUCCAAGCGAAUGCGUUGACGCUCGAUGAUGGCCGUCGGUUCCCAGAGCCUGCCGUGCUCAUUACGACGCAAGACCAUGUACUUCUACGUACGAUUCCUGCGCGGCACGACGGCAUGAGUCGCCCAUCGACAUGCGACAUUAUCCCUCUGGGCGACUUGGUCUUGGAUUCAGACCAUGUAUCGUACAUUCGCCUCUUGCGCCGCUCCUGUGCUUCGGAACUUUAUGUACGAACACGCGAGUGUGUGGACAUCUUGCACGCCCUUCGUCGUGCACAGAUGCGACAUGACAACUAUGCGCCGGGUGUGCACAAACCCAUCUCCUUGCCAGAGGUACGUGCAGCCUUGACCGGCAUGGGCCUCUUUCACCGGACAGCCUCGCAGUGGCCUCUUCGCUCCGCGGCAGAUACACUUCUUCGUGCGCUGGAUCUUCUAUCGAGCACGCCGGUGGCGAUGUACACACCGCCCAUCGCUCCAUCGUUCCAAAUACCCGCCCCCCUACAGGCCGGUGCCCUGACGAUGGUGCUGGAUUUGGCGGCAUGCCUCGGGCAACACCAUGUACACAUGUCCGGCUUGGCCGGUCUCAUGGACGCCGUGCCUGUGUCUGUGCUUCCCUGUCUCAUGCGCAUGGCACUUUCUCUCUGGCUCGUGCAUCCCAACCUGCGCCUCGCACUCCAGAGCAUGUGGCAGGCCCUUGCAUCGCAGCCUACCUCGAUACUUAGCGUGUUCCUGGAGGCGUGCUUGGAUAGCACACCUACGUCGCCGUCCAUGGUUAUGCAUGCGGUACAAGAUGCCGUUCUUGCUGCCGCCGUACCCGCAUUGCAUCAUAUUCUGAUGGCGCGCAUCAAUGCGAUGCUCACGUCGGCUCUUCGCCCUGGUGCUUGGCACCGUUUGCAAGCCCUGGUUGCUUUGCAUGCCGUCCAAUGCUCGGUACCUUCCACGCCCCUGGAGCAGUACUUGCCUGACAUUGUGACGAUCAUUCUUCUCUUUGCACAUGGAGGCUCUCAACCACUGCACCAUGCCGCGCAUGUCACCCUCGUCAAUACCCUGGCCGCGUGGCCUGUGCCGUCGAUCAUGGCCGAUGUGGAAGAAGCGAUGCGGCCGUCCAGCGACGCGCCGUUGGAGCGGCUCUUAGCCCUGGUUCACUCGGCUCUGCGUGCUAUGGCCCCCACACCGACUACAUACACGGCAUGGUGCGAGGCGUUGGAACGCAAAGUGCAAGCUGUGGCCCUUACCUCGGAUGGUAUUAUGCAGGCACGUGCCUUGCAUUUGUGGGCGUAUGUGGCGACGCCCUCUCCGGCGAUGUUCCGCACGGUGGGCGGCGUCUUGUUGGCCGCGUACCCGCAUGCCCCCGUCACUGUGGCCGCGGCUGCGUCGUGCUGGGCCCGUCUGUGCCAGCCCAGCAUGGCGCCGUGCUUGUUCUGGGCCGGCAUGGCUUUGAUUGCUGGCGGUGUAGCUACAGGCGGCGUCCAGCUAGCCCAGGCUGCGCUGGAUGCGCUCCCGAAGGAUCGCACAACACUCGAUUUGUUGUUGCGGACCCGCCAUAAUCACUUGGCGUACCUCGGAGCUCUCGAGGCUGAGUUGGGCGUCUCGUUUGAGCGUGACUUUUCUUUGGCUGCCGCGACCGUGUUGCGUGUCCCGCUGUGGUCCGGUGAUCCGACAUUAGAGGCAGCGACGCGAGUCUUGGUCCAGCACUUAUCCAACCUUGUGCCGAGCACGUGGGAAGCGCCAUCCAGUACACUGCCUACAAUUAUGCCCGGGGUGCCUGAUGCCUCUUUAUGGCCUGCAACAUUUGUCCCGCCAUCAUCGAGCUCGUUCACGUCGUCGUCGCAUGCCAGUGUCCCGCCAUUACACUCCCCCUCGCAUACUCUGUCCGGUCUUGAUUUGUUAUCCAGUACCGAUUCAGUGGAUCAGACCACAGCGGCUCUGGCAUCCACGUGUUUGUACGAGCCUUGGGAUGAGGAGCCAGAUCCUAUGUCGACCGCCCCUCUCUCAACCUCGCCGUCGCAUUCACACACACACUCACACUCACAGAGUACGUCACCGUUGUCACCUUCCCAACGCAAGACAUUGUCAGACUCCCAUUCGUCUACCACGCUCCAUACGGUGACUACGAUGCACAAACCACUGCGCUCCUUGGUGCACAUGUCGUAUGCCGACUCGUUGCUGCCACAUGCGAAUGAUACACAGAUGCAGACGCUCUUGUCGAUCCUGUCCGAAUCGGAUCCCAAACGCGAUCAUGUUCUCACAAGUCCUGUGCAUACACACUUUGCGUUGACGCCGUUUGACCAACUGUCGCUGGUCGGCCUACAACGUCCUGAAGAUACCAUUUUCGCUGUUGCAGAAUGCCAAGCGUGGCUGCGCCAUGUGCUGGACAUUUGCCAGCGCUCGUAA